GAAUUUUGUGACGCUUUUUUGGAACUUGAAGCGUCUUUAAAAAAGCUUUCUUUUGUCGACUCGACCAAUUUGUGCUGUGUGUGACAUUCACAAUCACCAGCAAAAACCGAAUAUCAGAGCUUCGGGACUCAGAAGACCAAGAGACGCAAAACACCGAGCUGAGUUAGCCAUGGACCUCGACAUGGAUUCCAUGGCAGCGACGAUUGGGGUCUCCGUACCGGUGCUCCGGUUCCUCCUCUGCUUCGUUGCCACCAUACCCAUCAGUUUCCUCUGGCGAUUCGUACCGGGUCGAUUCGCCAAGCAUCUCUACGCCGCCGGAACUGGCGCGUGUCUCUCCUACCUCUCCUUUGGUUUCUCUUCCAAUCUGCAUUUCUUGGUACCAAUGUUACUGGGUUAUGCUUCCAUGGUUCUGUUUCGCCGCCAAUGUGGAAUCCUCACAUUCUUCUUGGGAUUCGGCUAUCUCAUUGGUUGCCAUGUAUACUACAUGAGUGGAGAUGCAUGGAAGGAGGGAGGAAUUGAUGCAACUGGAGCCUUGAUGGUGUUAACAUUAAAAGUUAUCUCGUGUGCAAUAAAUUAUAAUGAUGGGAUUUUGAAAGAGGAAGAUUUGCGUGAACCUCAGAAGAAAAACCGGUUGGUUAAGUUGCCUUCUCUGCUUGAGUACUUUGGUUACUGCCUUUGCUGUGGUAGCCACUUUGCUGGUCCAGUUUUUGAAAUGAAGGAUUAUCUUGACUGGACUGAAAGAAAAGGGAUUUGGAGUCCUUCAGAUAAAGGACCAUCACCAUUCGGGGCAACGAUUCGAGCUUUACUCCAAGCUGCUUUUUGUAUGGCCUUGUAUUUGUAUCUGGUACCCUAUUUUCCCCUGUCCCGAUUUAGCGAUCAAAUCUACCAAGAAUGGGGAUUCUGGAAACGAUUGGGCUACCAGUAUAUGUCUGGAUUUACAGCACGUUGGAAAUAUUAUUUUAUCUGGUCAAUUUCAGAGGCUUCUAUCAUUAUUUCUGGCCUGGGUUUCAGUGGUUGGACAUCGUCUUCACCACCAAAGCCACGAUGGGAUCGUGCAAAAAAUGUUGAUAUUUUAGGUGUUGAGUUAGCAAGGAGUGCCGUUGAGUUGCCAAUUGUGUGGAACAUACAAGUCAGCACCUGGCUUCGUCAUUAUGUUUAUGAUAGGCUUGUUCAGAAAGGAAAGAAACCUGGUUUCUUCCAGUUGCUGGCGACUCAGACUGUCAGUGCCAUUUGGCAUGGAUUAUAUCCUGGGUACAUCAUAUUCUUUGUCCAGUCGGCAUUGAUGAUUGCUGGUUCUAGAGUCAUUUACAGAUGGCAGCAAGCCGUACCACCAAAUAUGGCUCUUGUGAAGAAGAUACUGGCGUUUCUGAACUUUGCUUACACUGUCCUGGUUCUAAACUACUCCUGUGUUGGUUUUAUGGUAUUAAGCCUGCAUGAAACGCUGGCCUCAUAUGGGAGCGUGUAUUAUGUCGGAACGAUUCUUCCCGUAGUGCUGAUCCUCCUCAGCUACAUAAUUAAGCCAGCGAAGCCUGUGAAGUCCAAAUCUCGGAAAGAUCAGUGAGUUUAGGAAUCACAGUUAUCUUCUCUUGUGAGGUGCUUGGAAAUGAGUUUGGGAGGAAACUGUUUUUCCAAGUUUCUCCAUUGUUAAUUUACCAAAAAAAGUUUCUCCAUUGUUACUCAGAUGAUAUGUGACAUCUGUUAUUGACAUGUGAAAUUGUUAAGCCUCUUCACAUUUUGAAUUCAAUGGCAUUAAAUUUCCAUUAA
Ziziphus jujuba (common jujube) is the source of this 1764-nucleotide messenger RNA. RefSeq names its product lysophospholipid acyltransferase 1. Gene Ontology annotation, molecular function: acyltransferase activity. Gene Ontology annotation, biological process: phospholipid biosynthetic process; triglyceride biosynthetic process; lipid modification. The transcript has 8 exons. Gene Ontology annotation, cellular component: membrane; endoplasmic reticulum. The record is from RefSeq and is a predicted model, not a curated record. The coding region runs from base 170 to 1561 and encodes 463 amino acids. Lineage: Eukaryota; Viridiplantae; Streptophyta; Magnoliopsida; Rosales; Rhamnaceae.